Pseudophryne corroboree (corroboree frog) is the source of this 1353-nucleotide messenger RNA. It is a transcript of the gene STN1, whose product is annotated as STN1 subunit of CST complex. The record is from RefSeq and is a predicted model, not a curated record. Bases 95 to 1183 code for a protein of 362 amino acids. Gene Ontology annotation, molecular function: single-stranded telomeric DNA binding. Gene Ontology annotation, cellular component: CST complex. Gene Ontology annotation, biological process: telomere capping. Lineage: Eukaryota; Metazoa; Chordata; Amphibia; Anura; Myobatrachidae. The transcript is spliced from 10 exons.
AUACAGCUGCUGGUACAAGCCAAAGUGAGACCGACUCAGCGGACUGACAGAGUCCGGAGCCCGGCCGUGUGCACUGGGAAUCGUGGGUCCCUGAAUGCAGCCCGGUUCUAUGGAAGAAACACCCUCACUUUUAUGGGGUUUAGAUCCUGUGUUCCUUGCAUUUGCAAAGUUGUACAUUAAAGAUAUUUUAGACCUAAAGGAGUCCCAUCAAGUACCUGGUAUAUUCUUCUACAAUAACCAUCCCAUCAAACAAGUUGAUAUACUAGGAACUGUUGUCUGCGUUAGAGAAAAGGAAGCGUUCUACAGUUAUGGAGUGGAUGAUAGCACAGGAGUUAUCAAUUGUACAUGCUGGAAAGCCUCUCCACCAGCAGGCCUGUCAUCUUCAGGGGAUCACAGAAGUACAGCAGGAGCUAAAGACCUUGAUGGCUUGAUGCAAGAAAUGUACAGACAAGAAAGCAGACAAGCCAAGUUGGAAAUUGGCGAUGUCAUCAGAGUCCGAGGCUGCGUCAAAGUUUUUAGAAAUCAACGCGAGGUGGUAGCAUCAACAUUCUAUAAAGUUGAGGAUCCUACGCUUGACCUGCAGAUAGCCAGGAUGCUGGAUCUCCCAUACUUGUACAGAAAUGUUUAUGACAAACCCUUUAUUGUCCCUGCUCACAUGACGGAUCCUUCCCAGAUCUCACAUCAAGUUGCCUUGUCGCGCUCCAGCCUCAUUACACUACUCAGUGAUAGAAUAAAGGCGUUUCUAGAAGAGAACAAUGUAUGCAACUUCUACCAGCGGGAACUGGAAAGCGUGCCCUCCUUACUCUCUGCUGCUACUGGUCCCAUAUCCAAUAUACAGAAUUGCUCAAGUGUUACCUCCAGUUCCAGAGAAAUUCACAACCUAUUCAAAGAAGCCAUUCACUUGCUGCAAGAACAAGGCAUGGUUUACCAGAAAGGCAGAGAUGUUUAUCAGGUAACAGCUCAAGAUGGGAAAUUAUAUAAAAUAACUCUGAACAUUAUUCAAGAGGAUUGCAAAAGACAAAGACAUGCUGAAAAAGGCUGCCACUUCCUUCACAUUCUGACCUGUGUACGACAGAGUUUUGGUUCCGGCAUAAGCGAAGUUCUGCUGCAGCGAGUCAUUGAUGCACUUGAGAAGAACAGUGACAUUAUCAGCACAAUGGAAAAACAUUACACUGCAUUCUGAAGACUGAGAGAUAGCUAUGCACCAAUGGAAAGAAAAGCGGAUUUCCUUUUUUUAAAUCUAUCCAAUUAUGAUAAAUCGGACACAAUAGUCAUUUUUAUAAUUGUUGCUCAAAUAUAUACAGUAUAUUUAUUUUUAUAACCAAGACAUUAUAAUAAAAUGUUUUAAUACAA